Fusarium pseudograminearum CS3096 is the source of this 627-nucleotide messenger RNA. RefSeq lists its product as uncharacterized. The transcript has a single exon. Lineage: Eukaryota; Fungi; Ascomycota; Sordariomycetes; Hypocreales; Nectriaceae. Gene Ontology annotation, cellular component: U2-type spliceosomal complex; post-mRNA release spliceosomal complex. The coding region runs from base 1 to 627 and encodes 208 amino acids. The record is from RefSeq and is a predicted model, not a curated record.
AUGUCUUCAUCACACGCUAGCCUCAGCGCUGCUUCGGACGACCGAAAAGCCAGGCUCGCAAAGCUCAAGAACCUCAAGCGCAAACAACCAGCAGAUGAAAUCGUUGCGCCUGAAUCAGAGCGAGCCGCAUCCCCUCCCACAGAGCCAGAUGUAUCGCGGUUACAUUUGUCUGGCCGCAACUACGAUCCCGAGACAAGAGGUCCUAAACUAGGCUUCGAACAAGACCCAAGCCUCAGUCUCGAAAACCCGACCCUUGAAGAACAGGCUGCCGAAGUCGAGGCCGAGAUUAAACAAAAGGCGGCAGAGGAGGCUCAGGACGAUAAGGGUGUCGAUCUAUUCAAACUACAACCGAAGAAGCCAAACUGGGAUUUGAAGAGGGAACUCGAUACGAAGAUGGAAGUCCUCAACGUCCGAACAGACAACGCCAUUGCGCGCUUGGUACGCGAUCGCAUUACCGGUGCACAAAAAGCGGCCAAAAAGGACAGAGCAGUCGACGAUGCUCAAGGCACUGGUGAGGCGACUGGUAUGGAUGGUGUGGCGCUGGUGGAAGGUUUAAGAGUCAGGGAAAAGGAGGAUGAGGAUGAAGAGCGUCGCGAAAGGGAGGAGGAAGCUGCGCUCGGCGCAUAA